Gongylonema pulchrum is the source of this 465-nucleotide messenger RNA. The record is from the annotation of a GenBank genome assembly. NCBI's taxonomy places the organism in Eukaryota, Metazoa, Nematoda, Chromadorea, Rhabditida, Gongylonematidae.
AUGUUACAGAGUGCAAUUUCAGCAGCGAGGAUCACCUCACAUACACCAACUUCUCUGGACACGGUCUCUGGACAAAAUGAACGUGAGGAAGCCGCAUACAACAUCUUGCAGUUGCCCAUGUCAUGCAGUAGUGAGCAGGUAGUCUUUAUACAAACUUCUCCGCCAGAUGAGCGUGUGGGAAUUGUUAAGCCGCAGCAUGAGCUCCGCAAUCUUGUUCCUGCUUCUAGCGACUGCUUCAUGCACGGACUAUUGGAACAUUACACAAAGCGUCCAACUCAGAUGGAAAGCGUUACACUUGCCGAUUUUGCCGCAUGAAGGGCAACUUAUACGCCUGAUGGAUGGCGCGGGAUUUAUUCGCAAACGUUCCCGACCAAAAGUAAUCCGCUACAGAAUGUACAACAUCCACACAGAGCUGGAGAAGUUUUAUCGCGAGGCGGUGAUGUUAUAUCAUCUGUGGAGAAAUGA